Rangifer tarandus platyrhynchus (Svalbard reindeer) is the source of this 1494-nucleotide messenger RNA. Lineage: Eukaryota; Metazoa; Chordata; Mammalia; Artiodactyla; Cervidae. The record is from the annotation of a GenBank genome assembly.
AUGGGGUCCUUGAACAGUCGGAUUCUGCAAUGCACAGAGGAACCGCAGCAGCCAGAACCCCAGGCAGGCCCCAGUUAUGUGUCUGGCAGCCGCAAACGCAAACAGAGCACCGGUCCCGGCUUGAGCCCAGAGUCUGAGAGGAGCCACACGUUUCUAGGCCAGGAGGAGGAUCUACAGCAAGUCGUCUGUACAAGACAGGGUAAAAAAGUUAAGAUCACAUCUGAGCAUGCUUACCAAACUUUAUUUUUAAAUGGGGAAACCAGUGACAUUAAAAUCCGUGCUCUGGGGAAAGUAUGGUGUUUACACAAAACGUUUUUAUGCCAGUCGAACUACUUUGUUACAGUGCUUAGAGAUUCUUGGAAAGACUGUCACGAAGAUAUUAUUGACCUGGAGAUUAAUGACCAGAAUAUAAAUGUAGAAUCCUUGGAUUUUGUAUUAGGCUGGUUGUAUAGGAAUGACUAUGUCUUUAUUGAGCCCCUUCAAGUUCCAGGAGUUUUGGCAACUGCAUGCCUGUUUCAAGUAGAGGACUUAAUUCAGGAGUGUGAUGAGACCAUGGAGGAAACAAUUAAUGUGAAAACUGUGUGUAGCUUCUAUGCGGCAGCAGAGACCUAUGGGUUACAUUCUGUAAAGACAGAGUGCUUUGAAUGGCUUCUCCACAAUCUGAUGACUCAUCCAAGUGUUGAACUUUACAAAGAACUCAGUACAGAUCUUAUGAAUAUGGUCAUUUCUUCCCCUGAUUUAUUAGUAAUGCAAAAGGAAAUCGAUAUAUAUACUACACUUAAACAGUGGAUGUUCCUCCGCCUUAACCCAGGUUGGAAAGGCUCAAUGAAACAGCUUUUAGUUAAGGCAAACAACUGGUUUUCCGGGCACAGGGAACACAGUGCUAGCAUUUCCUUUCUUGAAACUGAACAAGGCAUAGCAUUUCAACCAGUAUUUAAAAAUUUGAGGUUUCAUCAUAUCAUCUGCGACCUGGCCUCCACAAGAGUUAUUGAACAAGAUGCUCUAAUACCUUCAGAAUGGUUAUCGUGUGUUUAUAAACAACAAUGGUUUACCUUGCUUAGAGCACAACAAUACAGGGAGAUUGGUCCCAGAGACAUCAGUGAAACCGAACUUGAAGAAUAUAGCAUGAGAUGUGGCAAAAAGAUUGUCAGAGAUGGAAAAUACUCCUGGAAGUGGUCCGGUUACAACUUUGGUGUUCAUUUGUAUGUGAUCUUCACCAACCAUUAUAUAAUUUUCAAACAAAGUGCUUUCAGAAAGCGACAUGGUGGCUCCAUCUGUUUACAACCUCAAAGAAAUAUCGCAUUCAGAUUAACUUUGGUAUAUUUUGAUUCUAGUGGAAAACUGAGCUUCAGGAAAACAACUGGUUAUAAAAUCCUUACCUUUGAAAAGAACGAGGAAAAAGUGGUAAUGAAACUGGGUAGAAUACCUUUGAGCUUCCCUUUAUAUAUAUUCUGCAAUUUCCUGUUUAUAUCAUUAGAAAAUCCAGGAAAUUGA